AUGCGUUGCUCCGCCAUCGCAAUCCUCGGCCUCACGGCCGUCAUCUCCGCAACAUGGGACGGCAAUUUCAGCUAUCCUCCCGGCAUCGAGCCCCUAGGCAUGGCCAGCGGCGAUGCCGACUUCAGCAUCAAGACCUUCGGCCCCUCAAAGGCCCCGCCAUCAGACUGCAUCUCCGUCUGGCACCCGCCACACCCCAACGUCUACAUUGAUGACUGUGACAACGACAAGGAACCCGGCUGGCACUGGGUCCACCCGGGCAAGCCCAAGGACAGUGAUCAGCCUGAUCAGUCGUGCGACAAAUGCGACAAGCCUGGUAAAGACAUGCCCGGUAUGAACACGCCCGAUAUGAACACGCCCGGUAUGAACACGACCGGUAUGAACAUGCCUGAUCAGCCUUGCGACAAAUGCAACAAGCCUGGCAAGGACAUGUCUGACAUGCCUGACAUGCCUGAGCAGCCUGAUCAACCGUGCGAUAAGUGCGACAAGCCUGGUAAAGACAUGCCCGGUAUGAACACGCCCGGUAUGGACAUGCCUGAUCAGCCGUGCGACAAGUGCGACAAGCCUGGUAAAGACAUGCCCGGUAUGGACACGCCCGGUAUGAACACGCCUGGUAUGAACACGCCAGGUAUGGACAUGCCUGAUCAGCCGUGCGACAAGUGCGACAAGCCCGGUGAAGACAUGCCCGGUAUGGACAUGCCUGACCAGCCUUGUGACAAGUGCGACAAGCCUUAUCACGACAAGCCCAAGUAUAUGAGUCAGCCAGAACAGCCUGCGCCGACCUCCUGGAAAUGGACGACCUCGACCAUCACCCAAACUUCCUUCUCCACCGUCAUCAGCUGUGCACCCACCGUUACCAACUGCCCUGCCAACGGUGGCGGCGUCCACUACACGACUGUCACCGUCUCUGCCGUCACAACGAUCUGCCCUGUCCCCGUCGUGCCAGUCCCCGCUCCGACGACGGUGCCUGCUGCUCCUCCGGCGCCACCUGUAGUGCCAGUUGCUCCUCCAGCACCGCCUGCGCCGUCUGCAGAGCCAGUCACUCCUCCAGCACCGCCUGCGCCGUCUGCAGAGCCAGUCACUCCUCCAGCACCGCCUGCGCCAUCUGCAGAGCCAGUCACUCCUCCGGCGCCGCCUGCGGUGCCCAUCUCCAACCCAUCUUCCCCUCCCAGCCCUCCCGAUGUCCCUCCGGUGCCGUCGAACCCGCCUGUUGCCCCCCCUGCCGCCACGACCACCAUGCCCGACAUCGGCACUAUCGGCACCAUCACCAGGCCCAACGCCACCGCGGCCACUAGCCAAGCCAUUGUCACUGCCGGCGCUGUUCAGAACGCCCAGCGCGCGGGCGGUGCCGUCGUCGCCGCCGUCGUGGCUGUCGCUGCCUUCAUCUGA
Colletotrichum graminicola M1.001 is the source of this 1386-nucleotide messenger RNA. RefSeq lists its product as uncharacterized. The transcript has a single exon. The record is from RefSeq and is a predicted model, not a curated record. Lineage: Eukaryota; Fungi; Ascomycota; Sordariomycetes; Glomerellales; Glomerellaceae. The coding region runs from base 1 to 1386 and encodes 461 amino acids.